Molecule: messenger RNA, 651 nt
Organism: Vicia villosa (hairy vetch)
Lineage: Eukaryota; Viridiplantae; Streptophyta; Magnoliopsida; Fabales; Fabaceae
Product: probable receptor-like protein kinase At1g11050
Exons: 1
Coding region: 1-651 (216 amino acids)
Source: RefSeq, a predicted model, not a curated record
AUGGAUAAUAAUAACCACCAAUUCAUGUUCCUUCCCUUUCUCCUUUGCUUCACUUUGUUCAUAGCUACUGCUUCUUCUGCAUCAUGUCCUAUAAAUCUCAGCUACGUUGAAACCUUUCCAUGGGACACAUCAACCUGCAGAGACCCAAUUGACACACAACACUGUUGUCAAUCACUUCUCAGUCUUGUUGGUAUAGGACUUGCAAAACACCUCAAAGAAACUCAACUCUUUCAAUUCUCAAAUGAAAACACUUCCUCAGCAUGUUUACAAGAUUUCAAACUCAAACUUUCAUCCUUAAAAAUCCAACCUUUGUUAGUCCAUACUUGUUUCCCAAACUCAACUCAGUUUGUCACCAACACUUCAAGCUGUGCAGGUAUAUCAAACAUCACAGACUGGAAACAAAAAGUUGGUAUGAUUAGUCCUUUAGAUACUUCUUGUAAUGGUGAUUUGAAAGCUGAAGCUAAUUGUAGUAUAUGUACUGAUGCUGGUUUUAAAGUAACUUCUCAGCUUAGAGAUAGUGAUCCAAAGAAUUCAACAAAGUGCUUUUUCUUUUCAAUUUUGUAUGCUAUUGGUAUUGUGAAUCAAUUUGGUCCUACAGAUCCUGCUGCAGCUGCUUGUAUACUUGGUGUGCCACUUUCAUCAAAAGGGUAA